Messenger RNA from Hibiscus syriacus, 755 nucleotides. Its product is annotated as small nuclear ribonucleoprotein SmD1a-like. Gene Ontology annotation, cellular component: U1 snRNP; spliceosomal tri-snRNP complex; commitment complex. The transcript has 5 exons. Gene Ontology annotation, biological process: spliceosomal snRNP assembly; RNA processing. NCBI's taxonomy places the organism in Eukaryota, Viridiplantae, Streptophyta, Magnoliopsida, Malvales, Malvaceae. The coding region runs from base 113 to 457 and encodes 114 amino acids. Gene Ontology annotation, molecular function: RNA binding. The record is from RefSeq and is a predicted model, not a curated record.
UUCGCCCUCCCAAAAGCAUAAUCGGCAGCAAACAGACACCUCCCUCUCCCGCUUACUCACACAGUUCCAUAGCCUCUCUCGCCUUUGCCUCAAGCCCUAACUCUCCUCCAACAUGAAGCUCGUCAGGUUUUUGAUGAAGUUGAACAAUGAAACGGUGUCAAUUGAGCUCAAGAAUGGAACCGUUGUUCACGGCACCAUUACAGGUGUGGAUGUCAGUAUGAACACCCAUCUGAAAACAGUGAAACUUACACUGAAGGGGAAAAAUCCAAUCAGUUUAGAUCACCUUAGUGUGAGGGGUAACAACAUUCGCUACUAUAUUCUACCUGACAGCUUAAAUCUUGAGACAUUGCUGGUUGAAGAGACACCUAGGGUGAAACCCAAGAAACCAACAGCUGGAAAGCCUUUGGGACGCGGGCGGGGUCGUGGGCGUGGACGGGGACGUGGUCGAGGCCGUUAACUCUGUUCCCUUGCUUUGUUCUAGGGGCGAUUUUACAAAUAUUAAGGGAAUUGUAUGGCAUUUAACUGUCGUGUAUGAUUAUUGACCUGGGUUUGGAUGGUUUAAUCAUGAAUCCCAAGAUUCCAAAUGUCUCAUGCUAUAGGUGAGCAGGUAGUCUAUUUCUUUUCCCAUCUGUUGCUUUUAGAACGAGAGACAGUAAAAAAUAGGAAACAAUCUUGCAAUCUGGGACUGUGAGAUGCAUGUCAUGUUAAUGUUGAAUGUUGGGCCUGGUACUUGAAAGAUGAUUGAUGUUGAACGA